Bipolaris sorokiniana ND90Pr is the source of this 1824-nucleotide messenger RNA. RefSeq lists its product as uncharacterized. Gene Ontology annotation, cellular component: mitochondrion. The coding region runs from base 24 to 1727 and encodes 567 amino acids. Gene Ontology annotation, molecular function: oxidoreductase activity; molybdenum ion binding. Lineage: Eukaryota; Fungi; Ascomycota; Dothideomycetes; Pleosporales; Pleosporaceae. The record is from RefSeq and is a predicted model, not a curated record. The transcript has 2 exons.
UUACAAUUGCAUUUGAAGAAAUAAUGGCAGAUAAAAAGCCACAAGUGGAAACCACCAAUCGUCCGGAUGAGUGGAGGAUUGAGCAGGGAUUAUCCGGAGCGAGCCUCCCUGUCCUUGACAUGACUGGCCCUGAGACGCUUCACAUACCUCCCCAAGUAUUUGGCGAGCUGACCAAGGAUGAAGAAGCUAUCAAGGCCGUUGGUGAUCGUGACAAGCUAUUUGCUCGCGAGAGGAAGGGCUGGGUAGGAUUUGUAGAGUGGGAAAACCAUCCUGACAAGAAAUUGGCGGCACACAAAAUCCUGACUGCGCAAACAUUUCCACCAAAUCCAGAGUUCCAGCUAGGCCCUAUUCCAGGAACGAACCCUGUCCUUCCUGGAACUCACUGGAAGAUGUGGCAUCAUGCUGUCGGUGGCGAACUCACUCAAAUCCCAGACGACUCCUGGGACAUUGUUUUGAAAGAGAAGCAUCCUGAUAUGCUUCACCUGUUGCAAUUCCCAUACAAUGGAGAGCCACCUAAGCGACUCGUUACUGCUAAAGAGAUCACACCAAAUUCAUUGCAUUUUGUCAGAAACCAUGGCGGGAUCCCGAUUAUUGACAAAGCCGACUAUAGCUUCAUGAUAGACGGCCUUGUCAAGACACCACGUUCGUUCACUUUAGACGAGCUCAUGGAUCAAACAAAAUUCCCUCGCAUCGAGAAAGUGGCGACUAUACAAUGUUCCGGCACUAGACGCAUUGAACAGAUUCUGAAGUAUCCUGGUCAAGGCGACGAAGUUCCACAGGCGCCUUGGGCGGAAGGUGCGAUUAGUACCGCUAGCUACGUGGGUGUCAGCCUCAAGAAGGUCAUCAAGGCAUGUGGUGGAUUGAUCGAUGGCGGAAAGCACCUUGAGUUCUAUGGUGCUGAUACCUACUUCAAAGAUGACAAAGUCAUGAAUUAUCUUGUCAGCGUCCCAUGGUCGAAGGUCAAGGCAAACGAAGUCCUCUUAGCAUGGGAGAUGAACGGAGAGCCACUCCCUCGCAUUCAUGGCUACCCUCUCCGGCUUGUUGUCUUGGGCUAUAUUGGUGCAAGAAGCGUGAAGUGGGUAUAUCGGAUUAAAGCCAUCGAUAAGCCAUCCCGGGCGCCGGUGCAAAGCCAAGAGUAUCUCUAUUUUCCCCAGCAAGUGGGCAAGCAUAACCUGAAAUUGACAGACGGGAUACAAAUUCAAGAAAUGCCAGUCAGUUCGGCAAUCAUGUCACCAUGGACAAAGCAAGUGGUCAUCCACAACGGCAAAAUACGAUGCAAGGGUUGGGCUUACUCUGGCGGCGGUCGAUGGCCAGAACGCGUCGAGCUUUCGGCGGACGGCGGGUUUAACUGGUACACAGUCCCUGUCGAAAAUAUGUCCAAGAAGCGCAAGUGGACCUGGCGUACCUAUGAGUUCGACCUCCCGUGUGACGUUGAAGGUUGGGUUGAGAUUGUGUGUCGAUGUUGGGAUAACGCACUGAACACACAGCCUCCUGACGUCCGAACUGCUUGGAACUGGGGCUUGCAUGUCACUAGCUCCUGCCAUCGUAUCUCCGUAUAUAGCGUCAACAAGUCUAGACCCUUAACCAAGACCCGCCUUGAAGAGUUCGACAAAGCCAACAUUCCUUUCGCGUCCAUCACAGUACCGCUCGCGUUUCCAAGUCAGAAAUGGGAGGCCUACGAGAAGUAUUGGGCGGAUCAUGAUCCGCGCGACGCUGAUGAAUUCUAAGUCCAUUGGUACGCGAUGAGUAUUCUUCUCCAUAUAUGUACUUAUUCGGCACAGAAGAACUAUCGAAUAUCAAGAGUUUUCAUUAGCUGUGAUCCAG